Trichomonas vaginalis G3 is the source of this 1119-nucleotide messenger RNA. RefSeq names its product proteasome regulatory particle assembly. Bases 1 to 1119 code for a protein of 372 amino acids. The record is from RefSeq and is a predicted model, not a curated record. Gene Ontology annotation, molecular function: protein binding. NCBI's taxonomy places the organism in Eukaryota, Parabasalia, Trichomonadida, Trichomonadidae. The transcript has a single exon.
AUGAGUCAAGGAAUUGUUCCGAAUUUCGAAUAUAUUGGUGCUCAUAUCAAAGAAUAUAUUGAACAAGGCAUUCUCUUUGAUACAUUCGAGGUAGAAGACAUUAAAGCGAUUAUGAAAUAUGCGAAUUUAACUCCAAAUGACUUUGAUUCUCUUCUUCAACAGUCAUCCAUUGCUACAACAGCAAAUAAAAUAUAUUAUUGCACUCGACAAACGAACAUUUCAAUAAAAAAUUUUCAAGAUGCAAUUUCAACACUAAAUUCUAUCCAAAAAUACAUGAAAAUGGAAAUAUUAGAUAACAUUAUUGACACAUUAAAUCAAACAGGAAGAAUGUUGUCAGAUUCAGCGAAUAAAUUGGAAAAACAACAAUCCGAGUUAAGUCAACUUCAAAACGAAAAAGGAAACAUCGAGAAAGAGAAUCGAUCUCUUAGAUCUCAAUUGAGAGAAAAAGACGACAUCGAGAAAGAGAAUCGAUCUCUAAGAUCUCAACUGAGAGAAAAAGACGACAUCGAGGAAGAAAAUCGAUCUCUUCGAUCUCAAUUGAGAGAAAAAGACGACAUCGAGAAAGAAAAUCAAUCUCUUCGAUCUCAACUGAGAGAAAAAGAAAAUGUCGAGAAAGAUAAUCGAUCUCUUAGAUCUCAACUCAAAGAAAAAGAAAGUAAUGAUUUACCAAAAGAAUUUCUUGAUAAAGUUGCCCAACUUAAAAAUUCUGGAAGCCUUUCGGAAGUCUACGAUUUCCUUGAUGAAAUUUCACAAAAUGGAAAUCAAAAAAUGAUGUUCAAAGCAUGCGAAGAAGGACUUUAUGAAGUGAAAGGUAAAUAUGGUCAAAAUGUACUUCAUAAUGCAGCAGCAUGCGGAAAUCUGAGACUUGUUAAAUCUCUCGUUAGAGCUCGAUGUUACAUAGAUGUAUUGGAUAAAGAUGGAUGGACUCCACUCAUGUGGGCAUCAAAUAAAGGUCAGCUUGAAGUUGUUCAUUAUCUUGAAUUUGCUGGAGCUUUUAGAGAAAUAAGGGAUAAAGAUGGAAGACAGUUAAAAGAUGUCGCAACAAAAGAAGUAUGCGAUAAAAUAUAUUGCAAAACAUAUGAUGGUCAAUAUGGUGAAUUACGAAUUUUGUUGCGUUGA